Molecule: messenger RNA, 3313 nt
Organism: Phoenix dactylifera (date palm)
Lineage: Eukaryota; Viridiplantae; Streptophyta; Magnoliopsida; Arecales; Arecaceae
Product: pollen receptor-like kinase 1
Biological process (GO): protein phosphorylation
Molecular function (GO): protein binding; ATP binding; protein kinase activity
Source: RefSeq, a predicted model, not a curated record
UCAGCUCGUGUGGGGACAGGUCUAUGAAAUUUCUUAUAGUCUUUCCCAGCUGUCACCAAGCAGCUGAACUGUUAUUUUAGUGAUAGCUGUUGUGUGAAUUCAGUGGUUAGCCUGUCUACAUCAAAGUUGGUGAAUUCCCCGCUCUUUGUCAAGCUGGUGUAAGCUAUGAUCUUUCUUUUCUUUUUUUCCUUUUUUUUGAGGAAGGUGUAAGCUAUGAUCUGGCUUAUUGAAAUGGUUUUAGUCGUGCCUAAACUGUCUUGCCUGCCGAGAUACGUAGGCAAGAAGAGCUUCACCAGUUGUGCAACCGAAUGCAUCCUUUUUAACUGGGUCCAAGAUUAUAGAGAAGAGCCUCAUUUUUGUGCCCUGCUUCAGAGUGCGAAAUUUUAAUCCAUCUUGAUAGUGUCUUUUUUAGAUACGGGGAAAAAAAAAACGGUCUUUGUGAAGUGGUGAAGAAUUGCAUGUUGAAAUAACAGAAGAAAGAUUUACAUUCAUGAGUGUUUCAGCCCGUAAUUAUUGUCAGGUUUAACACAGAUUUUUAAACCAUGCGUUGGUGAAUCCUGGUGAUUUUAACUGUUAGAUCAAUAUUCUGAGAUUGGAUUGGAUAUACCCAAGAGAAAUUUUAUGCCUCUCCUUUUGGCUACCACUCUAAUCAUCAGACAGCUUUUAGUUAAAUAAUUAAUAUUAAAAUCAUGUCUAAAUAUACAUAAAAUAAUAAUAUGACAACAAUAAUACCAACAAAAGAUCCCUGUCCUCAAUAAGGCAUGGAUCUAAACAAAAUCUCCACUCAUCGUCGCCACGCUCAGUGAAAUGACGACAGCAAGAAAUCAAGCACGCAGCACAGAGUGUCACCCAUAUGUUUAGACUAAAAUUAAAACUAGAAAUUGGUGGCUUUGGGUGGGGCAAAGUUUGGGUGCAUAAACUGAAGCUAAGAAAUUGGAGGGCCGGCCUUGGAUCUCUCUCGGGACAGCUAAAAAUCCCAUGGACGCAGGAGACCCCGUCAAAUCUCUCAACCCCAUUCUCUCUUAUUCGGUCGCCUUUCUCACCAACCUAUUCUUGGGCCCCCACGCCGACUCCACCAUCCCUCCCCAAAGCCAUGUAUUCAAAACUAAUCUGCCUUCUCCUCAUCCCCACCACCCAUAACACCAAUAGCCUCGCCACCCCUGACCCCUCCUCGACGCGCUAGCCCCACCGCCACCGCGCCAUGGCCGGACGGGCCUCGCCAUGGCCUCUACGGCUCCUCAUGGUCCUCCUCACCCUGGCGGCAUCCCUCCGCCUCUCCCAUUCCAAGGACGUCGACGUCCUCCUCAAGUUCAAGGAGAGGCUGGCCCCCAAUGGCGGCGACGCCGUGCUGCGUAACUGGGUCGCCGGCUCGACACCAUGCGAGGGGAAUGUCUCGCUGUGGACCGGCGUCAUCUGCGACUCCGGGGAUGUCUAUGGGCUGCAGCUCGAGCACAUGAAGCUGGCGGGCAAGCUGUCGAUCGACGUCCUCGUGGACCUGCCGGUCCUCCGCACCCUGAGCUUCAUGGGCAACGAAUUCGAGGGGCCGAUGCCGGACAUCGCGAAGCUGCCUGCGCUGAAGGCGAUAUACCUGUCCAACAAUAGGCUCUCCGGUGGGAUAGCCGACGGCCUGUUUAAGAAGUUCCGGUCGAUGAAGAAGGUGCACCUGUCGCACAACCAGUUCACCGGAAGGAUCCCGACGUCGCUCGUCGGGCUGACGAGGCUGCUGGAGCUGAGGCUGGACGAUAAUAACUUCGAGGGGCCGAUACCGGAUCUGCGGCAGCCGGGGCUGUACCUGAUGAACAUCUCCCAUAACAAUCUGGAGGGACCAAUUCCAGCUGGGCUCAGCAAGAUGCAAGCUAGCAUGUUUGAAGGCAACAAAAAUCUUUGCGGUCCACCACUUGAUAUCUCAUGCGGAUCAUCACAAGCAGAACCAUCAUCAUCAUCGGAGAAGCUCUCCCCUGCUCUUCUAGUUAUCAUCAUAAUGAUAGCCAUCGGGGUACUACUCGCAAUCAUUGGCGUGAUCUUUUUCAUGCUCCGCCGUCCUCGCAAACAGAUGGAACCAGGUCUUAUUUCACACAGCAUAACCAGGAAGAUCGGUCCUUCAGAUGCAGAGAAGCUGGAACAGGGCUCGGUGGAGUCCAGCGGAGGAGCGAAGAAGGUCGCAAAGGAAGAGCAUGGGAAGCUGAUGUUUGUUAAGGAGGGGGCUCAGAGGUUUGAGCUACAGGAUCUGCUCAAGGCUUCAGCUGAGGUGCUGGGCAGUGGGAACUUUGGGUCCUCGUACAAGGCCGUCCUUUUCGAUGGUCCGGCGGUGGUCGUCAAGAGGUUCAACAAGAUGAAUGGGGUAGGGAGGGAAGACUUCCAGGAGCACAUGAGAAGGCUGGGGAGAUUGUCUCACCCCAAUCUGCUGCCUCUGGUGGCCUACUACUAUAGGAAGGAGGAGAAGCUGCUGGUCACUGACUACAUCCCUAAUGGGAGCUUGGCUCACAUGCUCCACGGUAGAGGCGGCUCGAACCUUCCACCGCUCGAUUGGCCUACACGCCUAAGAAUCGUCAAGGGUGUAGCAAGAGGCCUCGCUUUCCUCUACGAGGAGCUCCCCAUGCUGACUCUACCUCAUGGCCAUCUCAAGUCCUCAAAUGUGCUUCUCAACGACUCCUACGAGCCCCUCCUGACGGACUACGCCCUCGUCCCGGUGAUGAACCAGACGCAUGCCUCGCAGAUCAUGGUGGCCUACAAGUCCCCGGAGUGUGCAGAAGGCGGCAGACCAUCGAGAAAGAGCGAUGUAUGGAGCUUUGGUAUAUUAAUUCUGGAGAUCCUGACGGGGAAGUUUCCAGCCAAUUAUCUCCGGCAGGGGCGAGCGGGCACGGACUUGGCGAGCUGGGUGAACUCCGUCGUGAGAGAAGAGUGGACCGGCGAAGUCUUCGACAAUGAGAUGAGUGGGGCCGAGAAUGGCGAGGGAGAGAUGUUCAAGUUGUUGCAGAUUGGAUUGGGUUGCUGCGAGAUGGAUGCUAAGAAGAGGUGGGAUCUGAGCAUGGUGCUCGAGAAGAUCGAGGAGUUGAGAGAAAAGGAGAAUCGUGAGGAGGGCUCUUCAUUUGCUAGCGAGGGCCAAGCGAAUACCUCGAAAGCUAUGACCGAGGAUGAGCUCUUUUUCUCUACAAAUAACUGAUGAGUAUCUCAGUGACGAAAGCUUUGAGACGAUGUGUGUUCGAGCAUUUACAUUUCAAUUUGAAACACUUUUAAGGUGGAUUAGUGAUGGCAUAGCUUGCUUUCUUCUCUAUAAAUGUUUGAAGUGCGGUAAAGUAGUAGAUUCGUAAUA